UAUUGUUUCUCUCUAAUGGUGAUGCUAGUGGCUCUCUUUCUCAAGUCUCCUUUUGGUUGGCCACCACUCCAAACCCUACCUUUUGCCCUUUUUUACUGUAAUGCUACUACUUCACUCAUUUCUUUCUUUUCAACCCUCCACUAAAGCCCUUUUUUUCACUUUUAAACUUCUUUGAUGGGUGUGAAUACAGAAUGUUAACAGCGAAACCAGACUAAAGAGCUUCUUUUUAGUACAGGGAGAGAUGGACAAAGAAACUAACCAAGAAAACCCAUCUCUCCUCUCAAAUAGUAACAUUCCCAUCACCAAAGAAGACUCUUCCCCUAAAAAACACCCUGCAAACACCGCUAAUGCUGGCGGCGGAGAUAGGCUGAAACGUGAUGAAUGGAGUGAAGGAGCUGUUUCCAGCUUACUUGAAGCUUACGAAAACAAAUGGGUGCUUAGAAAUAGAGCCAAACUUAAGGGUCAAGAUUGGGAAGAUGUGGCUCGUUAUGUUUCGGCUCGAGCUAAUUGUAUCAAGUCGCCCAAGACUCAAACUCAGUGCAAGAACAAGAUCGAGUCCAUGAAGAAAAGGUACCGAUCGGAGUCUGCCACGGCUGACAGAUCGUCUUGGCCUUUAUAUCCGCGGCUUGACCUUUUACUUCGUGGAACUACUGCACCUCCGCCUCCGCCGCAACAGCUGCAACCGUCAGCAGUUCCUCAAGCAACUACUCCAAUUUCCUCUAACCCUCCUCUUAUGAGUUUACCGGAGCCGGCCAUGAUGGUGGUGCUACAGCAACAUCAACCACCUGCUCCAGCACCGCCACCGCAUUUGGCUCCUCAGCUUCCUGGACAUACACAAAAUUCGAAUGGUUCCAAUGGUAUUGAUAGGAUCCCCAAGGAGGAUGGGGCGGGAACAAGAUUAUCCGAUCAUUUAUCAGACAAGAUAGCUAUGGGGACCGAUAGUAGCACACCAGCUCUUUACAGUGACAAAGAAAGACCGAGAACGAAGAAAACGGAGACGACGAAGAAAAAGAAGAGAAGGAAAGAAGAAGAGUGGGAAAUAGCUAGGAGCAUUGAAUGGCUAGCACAAGUAGUUUUAAAAUCAGAACAUGCGAGGAUGGAAACAAUGAAAGAAAUUGAGAAAAUGAGAGUUGAAGCUGAGGCUAAAAGAGGAGAAAUGGACCUCAAAACAACUGAGAUCAUUGCCACCACUCAAUUGGAAAUUGCUAGGCUCUUUGCAGGAUCAAAUAAAAGAGUUGAUUCUUCAUUAAGGAUUGGAAGAAAUUGAAAUAUUAUGAUGAUUAUUAGUGAAAAAAAAUAUAAUUAAUUAUAUUUAUGAGUAGGUUUUGUGUAUUGACAUCGAGCAUCCCCUAGAAAUCAAGGGUUAACUUUUAAUACACUAAUUAAUUUA
Messenger RNA from Hibiscus syriacus, 1390 nucleotides. RefSeq names its product trihelix transcription factor ASIL2-like. Gene Ontology annotation, cellular component: nucleus. Gene Ontology annotation, molecular function: transcription cis-regulatory region binding. The record is from RefSeq and is a predicted model, not a curated record. Lineage: Eukaryota; Viridiplantae; Streptophyta; Magnoliopsida; Malvales; Malvaceae. The transcript has 2 exons. The coding region runs from base 242 to 1267 and encodes 341 amino acids.